AUGAAUGAGAAAAAGAAGUCAUCAAAGCGAAGGGCGCGUGAGGGGAGAGGAACACCGUCCGUCUUCCGGGGCAAAACUGGUUCAGAUAGAACUGUCGCCGAUAGACACACAAAAUCUUCGACUUCCUCCGCCUGUCCCAGCCAGCGGAGCUCCACAACCAUGGCUGGAGUCGCCCCAUUCACGUUGUCCCCGUGCCCUCGCUUCCGCCCAUCAUCAUCGUUUUCAUCGAGGCUCAUUCUCUCAACGCGAGUCUUUACCGGAACCCACCGCCGCUCCACAUUCCCAAGGAUAUACGCUUUCUCUAGUAAUGACAUCAAGGUGGGUUCCAACAUUGAAGUAGACGGAGCCCCUUGGAGGGUUCUCGAGUUUCUUCACGUGAAGCCUGGUAAAGGAGCUGCGUAUGUGAGAACCACAUUGCGAAAUUAUGUUACAGGAAACACAGUUCAGAAAACUUUUCGUGCUGGAAUUAAGAUUGGGGAGGCAGAUAUUCUUAAGGAAACGAAGCAAUACACAUAUAAAGAUGGUUCUCAGUUUGUUUUUAUGGACCUGAAUACAUUUGAGGAAUUUCGUCUUAAUGAGUCAGAUGUUGGAGACAAGACAAAGUGGAUGAAGGAAGGGAUAGAUUGCAACUUGCUAUUUUGGAAGGGGAAAGUUAUUGAUUUUGAACUCCCCAUCACUGUUAAGUUGACUGUUGUUGAGGUUGAUCCUGGACUCAGAGGUGAUACAGCACAAGGCGGAUCUAAGCCUGCAACAGUAGAAACAGGUGCUGUUGUCAGCGUGCCAUUAUUCAUAGAGAGAGGCGAAGAGAUAAUGGUGGAUGCUAGAACCGGGCAGUACAUGAGCCGUGCAUGAUUGCCGUAGAUCACAUUUUAAUCUGUAGAAGAUUCUCAUACAUGUCUGAUCUUCUCUGUCCAUGCGGAUGCAAGGGCAUGUACAUUUGCAAUCAAAUUGUUUAACAUGUGCAAACAUCAAUUUUCUCCCAUUAUACAACUUGUAUCA
Molecule: messenger RNA, 999 nt
Organism: Diospyros lotus (date-plum)
Lineage: Eukaryota; Viridiplantae; Streptophyta; Magnoliopsida; Ericales; Ebenaceae
Exons: 7
Coding region: 1-852 (283 amino acids)
Biological process (GO): translational elongation; peptide biosynthetic process
Cellular component (GO): cytoplasm
Molecular function (GO): translation elongation factor activity
Source: RefSeq, a predicted model, not a curated record